AUGUCAGCAUCUGAAGCUUCAAAGGGCAAUCAGUCGGAGGGAGCCACGGAGAAGGAGGAGCAAGGGCGGACUGUAAACCACCUAGUGUCUCGAGCCAUCCGCAAGUGCAAGGAUCUCAGAACCGUGUUUUCCUUCUUCCGCUUGCUCUUCUCGCUGAAUUAUACCGUCGUCGAUAUCCUGCUCAUCAGCGUGGGAACCUUCUUUGCCAUUGCAGCAGGAGUCCCGGAGCCAUUACUCGGUAUUGUUCUCGGCCAACUGAUAAAUGAGCUCAACGGUGUCGCUUGCUCGGCAACGCAGUAUGACCCUUCCUCCGUCCGGACGAAAGUUCUCUACCUCAUCUAUAUCACCAUCUUCAAUUUCGCUAGUAUCUACAUAUAUGCGGCGUGUUGGGCUCUGGUGAGCGAGCGCCUGGCUCUCCGCUAUCGCAAAGCGUACUUUCGCAGUUUGAUCCGGCAGGAGGCAGCCUUCCAUGACACCUUGCCCUCGGGGCAGGUUAUCUCCCGGCUAGUGAGUGAUAUUGAGACGGUGCAGUCGGGGACGUCGGAGAAAGUGGGCAUCUACAUUGCUACCCUUUCCUAUUUCAUUACGGCAUAUAUCGUGGCCUUCAUCAAGGUACCGACUGUUGCAGGCAUUCUGAUUGCGAUUGUGCCCUGCUUCUUUACCAUGGCGCUGGUGGGAGGUCACCUUACCUCGCGGUAUGGGACCCGCGUGGGUAAACAUGUUGAUCGAGCCACCUCCAUCGCAUCGUCGAGCUUGUCGCAUCUCCGGAUAGUGCAUGCCUUCAACGCGCAUCGGCGCCUGGAGGAGCUUUUUUCGGCCCACCUCACCAAUUCACGCAAGGAUGCAUUGAAAAAGGCGGGAAUCCAUGCGGCGCAGAUGGGGAUGCUUUUCUUCGUCGUAUAUUCGUCCAAUGCACUGGCAUACUGGAAAGGGGCGAACUUAAUCGCAGACUCUAUUGAUGGCGUCAACUCAGGGGUCUCCGUGGGUGCAGUGUACACGGUGAUCUUUAUCCUCAUUGACGCUUCAUUCAUCCUGAGCCAGGUUUCACCUUACAUGCAUGUCUUCAGCGCUGCUGCGAGUGCGUCCGAGCGAUUGCUGGAGAUUAUCAACCGCCACUCCAACAUCGAUGGUACCUCAACGGACGGAGAGAAGAGCGUGGAUCUCGCUGAUAAAGAUAUCACCUUUCAGGAUGUUUACUUUACAUAUCCAGCACGGCCAUCGAACCCUGUCCUGCAAGGAGUGAACUGCAUAAUCCCCCCCAAAAAACAUACAGCCAUUGUUGGCCCUUCAGGUGGUGGAAAAUCUACCAUCGUGGCACUACUGGAACGAUUCUAUGAUCCGUCCUCCGGGAAUAUCUGCAUUGGCAGGCAAGAGAUUCAAAGUGUGAACGUAGCAAGCCUUCGGGGACAGAUGGGGUUUGUCCAGCAGGAAUCUCAGUUGUUGGACCGGUCUAUCUUGGAGAACAUUGCAUACGGUCUUGUCGGGUCCAUUGCACAUGAAGAACUGGCCGAGGUUAUCCUAGAUAUGAGGCUUGCAGACAUUGUAGCACAAAUUCAGGCGGGAACACCUGAAGAGCAAGCGCUUGCGAGCUGUGACCCCAGGAUUGCCGACAUUGUUCGCCGGGCGAAGGAAGCAGCCGAGAGGGCUAAUGCUCUUUCCUUCAUUGAAACUCUGCCAUUUGGAAUCGCAACCAACGUUGGCACUGCUGGAGGCCAACUCAGCGGUGGUCAACGGCAACGCAUUGCACUUGCUACGGCCCUCGUCCGGGAACCCAAGUUGCUGGUACUUGACGAAGCUACCGCGGCACUGGAUUCAAUCAGCGAACAGUUAAUCCACGCAGCUCUUGUCAAGGUAUCUGGAACCACUACGAUCGUCUCGAUUGCGCACCGCUUGGCAGCUGUCAAGGGUGCGGACCAAAUCGUGGUCAUCGAGAAGGGCCGAGUAGUUGAGUCCGGCUCUGCCCAGGAACUGCUGGAACGGAGUGGUAGGUAUGCGGCCAUGAUUAGCCAGCAAAAAAUGGAUCAGAUGGACAUUGAGGACCUCCCGACAACAGCUCAUAGCAAAGGAGACAUUGUUGAGGCUGAAGGCAAUCUUCCAACUGUCCUUGAGGGAUAUAAAGGCGAUGAGAAAGGACAGGCCGUUCCGACCAAAGAGCAGGCAACGGACUCUACUGCCAUUCUGGUGCCGGAGGAAGAGGUCUCUUCUCGGUCAAAGCGUCUCACUUUGAAAACAUAUUUCGCUUUCAUCCGCCCCAACCUGCUUCUGAUAGUUCUUGGCUUGGGUAUGUCGGUGAUUAUCGGUGCCAGUUACAGCUCGAAUGCGAUCCUGUUCGGGAAUACUGUUGGAGGACUCAGUCCCUGCAAAGGAAUCCCCCACAUCCGACACAGUGGGAGUUUCUUCGGGCUCAUGUUUUUCAUCGUAGGGCUUGUGGAGUUUUUCGCGAAUGUCAUUGGCGGAUGUGCCUAUGGAUGGGCUGCAGACCAGACACUCUACCGAAUCCGUGUAUCCUCCUUACGGUCCCUCCUCAGCCAAACGAUCACCUGGCACGGUACCGGCGGACGCAGUCCAGGGGUCCUUAUCUCCUACAUUACCGGUGAUGCAUCCGCCAUCAGUGGUCUGACUGGGACUACAAUUGGCCUUCUCCUUGCGACAGCUGUGAAUCUUUUCGCUGGUGUGAUCAUCUCGUUUAUCGUUGCAUGGAAAAUCUCCAUUGUACUGGUGCCUACAAUCCCCGUCCUCCUUGCGGCCGGAGUAAUGAAACUACGAGUGCAGAGCCAAUUUGCAGAACGACAUAAGAAGGCUUUCUCAAGGGCCACCGAAAUCACUGUCGAAGCUCUAGGAAACCUGCGCUUCAUCACAGGGUUUUCGCUAGAGAAACAGCUCUACCAGGAGUUUAUACAGUGUAUCCAGGGACCAUAUAAAAGAACCAUGAAGGCUGUGGCCUGGGGCAACUUCUGGUUGGCAACAGCAUUCAGUGUCAGCAAUCUGGUCAGCGCUCUCGCGUACUGGUGGGGUUCCAAGCAAAUUGCAUCAGGCAUGUACUCCCAGACGCAGUUUUUCAUCGUGUUACCGGCACUGCUUUUCAGCACCCAGUCAUGCGGCCAGAUGCUUGCCCUGGCCCCCGAUCUGUCGAAGGCAGGGAAGGCUGUAUCGCGUAUUGUUGACCUCGUGGGCACUAACUCUGCGGAGCAGGAGUUUGGUGGCGACGCCCAUAAGGAAUUGGUACCGUCGAUGGAAAAGUCGAACGUGGACAUCGAGGCAAACAAGGAAGACCCCGAUUUCAUACCAUCCAGACUUGGUGAUACUGCGGUGGGUGCAGAGCUCCGACAGGUACAAUUUGCGUACCCUUCCUCACCGGAUACUUUAGUGCUCAAGGGGCUGAGCAUCAUCUUCGAGCCGGGGGGGUUCUAUGCCUUAGUCGGUCCCAGUGGGUCCGGUAAAUCUACCAUCAUUGCCAUGCUCGAACGGUUCUACUAUCCCUCAGCGGGUUCGAUCCUGAUCGAUGGUCAGGAUAUCACGCAGAUUCUAUCCACCAGCUUUAGAGAUGAAAUUGCUUUGGUUCCACAAGAAAACGUUCUCUUUGAGGGGACUGUAGGGUUUAAUAUCGCUCUGGGAGCCAGGCCUGGAUACAUGCCCACUCAGACCGAAAUCGAGGAAGCGUGCAAACUUGCUCAAAUUCACGAUGUGGUUAUGGAACUACCCGAGGGAUAUGAGACUAUUUGCACUCACGGUGGAAAGCAAUUUUCUGGCGGCCAGCGCCAGCGUCUUGCCAUUGCUAGAGCGUUUAUUCGAAAGCCGCGUCUCUUACUUCUUGAUGAAUCCACGAGUGCGCUUGAUGGUGACUCAGAGCGCAAGAUCCAAGAUGCCCUAUCCAGGUUUAUGGGAAAAACAACUAUUAUUGCGAUUGCGCAUCGCUUAAGGACCAUCUAUCGUGCGGACCAGAUAUUCCUGAUUGAGAAUGGCCGGUGUGUGGCCCGGGGAACGCAUACACAACUCAUUGAGCGGAACGAAAUGUAUCGUGAGAGCGUCCUCCACCAGUCGCUCGAUAUCUGAUGUUCGACGUUACACAUAUAUUUUCUGUCAUAGAAUGGAGAGUCUAAUAUAGAUACUCG
Molecule: messenger RNA, 4112 nt
Organism: Aspergillus alliaceus
Lineage: Eukaryota; Fungi; Ascomycota; Eurotiomycetes; Eurotiales; Aspergillaceae
Product: ABC transporter ATP-binding protein
Exons: 3
Coding region: 1-4053 (1350 amino acids)
Biological process (GO): transmembrane transport
Cellular component (GO): membrane
Molecular function (GO): ATP binding; ABC-type transporter activity; ATP hydrolysis activity
Source: RefSeq, a predicted model, not a curated record